This is a messenger RNA of Myripristis murdjan (pinecone soldierfish), 2505 nucleotides long. It is a transcript of the gene hapln4, whose product is annotated as hyaluronan and proteoglycan link protein 4. Gene Ontology annotation, biological process: glial cell differentiation; cell adhesion; central nervous system development. Gene Ontology annotation, cellular component: perineuronal net; synapse. The coding region runs from base 114 to 1304 and encodes 396 amino acids. The record is from RefSeq and is a predicted model, not a curated record. Gene Ontology annotation, molecular function: hyaluronic acid binding. NCBI's taxonomy places the organism in Eukaryota, Metazoa, Chordata, Actinopteri, Holocentriformes, Holocentridae. The transcript has 7 exons.
GUCGGGGGGAAGAUGAGUCCCGCCGCAGAACAACAUUAGCCUGGCUGGGGAGUUAACGACGCACCACGGCACAUCCACUUCAUUCAUCAAGCAAUAAUCCUGUUGUGAUAGUCAUGCUUUCAGCUAAGCCUCCUCCUCUGACCCUUGGAAAAAUGUCCUUCAUGGCUAUGAUCCUGACCUUCGUCCUGUCUGUGACCUCCCUGCCGGCCGAUAUAGAGAAGGGACGGAGAAAGGUGGUACAUGUGCUGGAGGAUGACACUGGUGCGGUGAUUGUGCAGACAGCUCCUGGUAAGGUGGUGACACAUCGCGGUGGCUCCAUCACUCUGCCUUGUCGCUUCCACCAUGAGCCAGAGAGCACCGACCCUUCCCGCAUCAGAAUCAAGUGGACCAAGGUGACAGACGCCCUGCAGUUUGAAGAUGUCUUUGUGGCACUUGGAAGGCAGCAGCGUGUGUUUGGAUCGUAUCGGGGCCGCGUGUCAUUGGAGCAGGCGGGGCCGGGUGACGCUUCAGUGAUAAUCCACAACGUCACACUGCAGGACUACGGACGCUACGAGUGUGAAGUCACUAAUGACAUGGAAGAUGAUACAGGAUUUGUCAACCUUGACCUAGAAGGAGUGGUGUUUCCCUACUACCCCCGCACGGGGCGCUAUAAGCUCAACUACCACCAGGCAGAGGACGCAUGCAAACAGCAGGAUGCCAUCCUGGCCUCUCACUCCCAACUACACAAGGCCUGGCUGGAAGGUUUGGACUGGUGUAAUGCAGGAUGGCUGGAGGAUGGCUCAGUCCAGUACCCCAUCUCCCAUCCCAGAGACCAGUGCGGACGAAAGGACAACCCUGCUGGCGUUCGCAACUACGGCUACAGGCACAAGGAGGACGAGCGCUACGAUGCUUUCUGCUUCACCUCUAACCUCAAUGGCAAAGUGUACUUCCUGAAACGCUUUAAGAAGAUGAACUAUGCCGAGGCUGUGAAGGCGUGCGUUCGCGAUGGUUCUGUGGUGGCCAAAGUGGGUCAGCUGUACGCCGCGUGGAAGAUCCAGCUGUUUGACCGCUGUGAAGCCGGCUGGCUGGAGGACGGCAGCAUCCGCUAUCCAAUAGUCAACCCCCGCUCCCGCUGUGGAGGGCCACAGCCAGGUGUCCGACACCUGGGCUUCCCUGAUAAGAAGUUCCGCCUCUAUGGUGUCUACUGUUUCCGCAAGAACAAGGAGGAGGGAGCAGGUGGUACUCCGACGAGACGCCCCGCUGAGAGCUCCACAAGGAGGAAGAGCAGCAACAGCAUGCCCAUGAAUGCCACCAGAGUGAUUUAAAGUGGGAAAAAACUGAGAGCAGGAGGGGGGGGAAUGCAAUUUUAGAUUUUACUGCAACAACUGUCGCCUAGCAGCCAGACUCCAUUCAUCGCUUCUAAAGUAAAACAGUCACGGACAAGAUGUGCUCAUUUGCAGAUUUGCCAGUGAGGAGAAGUGAGGCUGUGUAAAAUUAAGGGUGACGUCUUUAUUAGGUUGAUUCUCCUUUUGUCUCCAGUCAGUCAAUCACGUAAAGGAAUGUGUGUGUGUGUGUGUGUGUGUGUGGGUCCGUGUAUGUGUGUGUGUGUCUGUUGGCAAUGGAUGGAAGAUUAUACUACAGCUUGAUCAGCACACAUCAGAAAGUCUGCCAUGACUGUCCUUGUUUACCUGUCUGUAUGUGUGUAUGUGUGUGUGUUUGUGUGUGUCUGCUUGGACCACAUGGUGUGUUUGGCCCUCAGUGUUGUCCUCCUGUGGUCCCUGAGUGCAGAGCCAGCGACAGUGUGUAACAGUGCCAGGGUGAAAACAUUCAUUAGCGAGUGAAAAUGAAUGAUCUGCCUGACUGUAUGGGAAAAACUCCAAGAUGUCCUGUAAGUUUUGACUGUUCCCAGUGCAAACGCCUGUGUCCCGAUGCCAUGCUUGGUUAACAGCCCUCUGGCACAAUGUGGUAUUUGAAUAUGACUCAUUUUUCUCAUUAACUAAGACCUGGCACCCGCAUUAUCAGAGCGAACAGGCCAAGUAGUAAAUAUUGCACUUGCUCUAAAAUAUUUGCACUUAUUUAUAGAUAGCUAUAUUUUAUAAUAGCAUCCUACGUUAGAGUCAAGCAAGCAUGUUUUAUUAGGCUGAGAACUGUCGCUGGGGCUGAAUAAACAGAAAUAGAUAGCUACAAUAACUGCUAAGUUAACUCACAUACUUCAUUUCUGUGCUAUCCGGGCAACAAAUUGCACUAUACAUAUUAUAUUGUGAUAUAUUGUAGUCUCACUGGAAUGAAAGCAUUGCGGUGACAUUUAUUGCAGAAUGUGUUCACAGCUGCUGCUACUGGAUGAAUGAAUCAUAUGGGGAAAAAUAAAGUCUUGAGAUUAGUUGCUGAUUCAAAAAAACACAGCUGUGUGUGGCUGGGAUGCUGUCCUUUUCUGUACGAAAAGUUCCAUUCCAAAAUGCUAUAUAUCCAUUUUGGGGGAACGUUAAAUAAAAAAAGAAAUUAUCUAAAAUUCAUCAUUCUGUGUAU